Nestor notabilis (Kea) is the source of this 2790-nucleotide messenger RNA. It is a transcript of the gene TRAK1, whose product is annotated as trafficking protein, kinesin binding 1. Gene Ontology annotation, molecular function: GABA receptor binding. Lineage: Eukaryota; Metazoa; Chordata; Aves; Psittaciformes; Psittacidae. Gene Ontology annotation, biological process: endosome to lysosome transport; neurogenesis; anterograde axonal transport of mitochondrion. The record is from RefSeq and is a predicted model, not a curated record. The transcript is spliced from 15 exons. Gene Ontology annotation, cellular component: dendrite. Bases 1 to 2790 code for a protein of 929 amino acids.
AUGUCAGUAAACAAAGAAGAAAGCUUUGAAUAUGACUACGAAAAGGAAAAUGAGAGAGAACGCACAUGUAACAGGCAGAGCCUUGAUAUCUUGGAAGAAGUUUUAUGCGCUGAAAGAGUGGGCCAGAUGACUAAAACAUACAAUGACAUAGAUGCUGUCACACGUCUUCUUGAAGAGAAAGAACGGGACUUAGAAUUAGCUGCUCGGAUUGGCCAGUCGCUGUUAAAGAAGAAUAAAUCACUGACAGAAAGAAAUGAGUUCCUGGAGGAGCAAGUAGAACACAUCAGGGAAGAGGUUUCUCAGUUGCGGCAUGAGCUCUGCAUGAAAGAUGAACUGCUCCAGUUCUACACCAGUGCUGCUGAAGAAAGCGAGCCAGAGUCCAUCUGUUCCACCCCGCUGAAGAGGAAUGAAUCUUCCUCCUCCGUCCAGAACUACUUUCAUUUGGAUUCUCUUCAAAAGAAACUCAAGGACCUUGAAGAGGAGAAUGUUGUGCUUAGAUCUGAGGCCUGUCAACUGAAGACUGAAACAAUUACUUAUGAAGAGAAAGAACAACAGCUUGUCAAUGACUGUGUGAAAGAGCUAAGAGAUGCAAACAUCCAGAUUGCCAAUAUCACCGAAGAGUUAGCAAAGAAAACGGAAGAUGCUGCCCGGCAGCAAGAAGAAAUCACCCACCUCCUCUCUCAGAUAGUCGAUCUACAGAAAAAGGCAAAAGCUUGUGCAGUUGAAAAUGAGGAACUUGUCCAACAUCUGGGAGCAGCUAAAGAUGCCCAGAGACAGCUCACAGCAGAGUUGCGAGAGCUGGAAGACAAGUAUGCAGAGUGCAUGGAAAUGCUUCAUGAGGCUCAAGAAGAGCUGAAAAACCUUAGAAACAAGACUAUGCCAAAUGCCGUAUCACGUCGGUACCACUCUCUUGGUCUCUUCCCUAUGGAUUCUUUGGCAGCAGAGAUAGAAGGGUCAAUGAGAAAAGAACUGCAUUUAGAUGAACCCGACUCUCCUGAUUUUGCUCAUCAGAAGCGCGUCUUUGAGACAGUGAGAAAUGUCAACCAAGUUGUCAAGCAGAGAUCUAUGACUCCAUCACCAAUGAAUAUCCCAGGCUCUAACCAAUCCUCUGCUAUGAACUCAGUCAUGUCUAGCUGUGUCAGCACUCCACGUUCCAGUUUCUAUGGGGGAGACAUCUCUAAUAUUACAAUAGACAACAAGACCAAUAGCAUCAUCUUAGAGACAGAAUCCUCUGACAACGGAAAUGAAGACAGGAUGAAGAAGCCUGGAACUCCAGGGACUCCAGGCUCCAGUGACCUAGAGACUGCCCUUCGUAGGCUGUCCCUCAGGAGGGAGAAUUACCUCUCGGAGAGGAAGUUCUUUGAAGAAGAGCAGGAAAGGAAGUUGCGGGAACUGGCAGAAAAGGGUGAACUCCAUAGUGGUUCCAUUACCCCCACUGAGAGCAUCAUGUCGCUGGGAACUCACUCAAGGUUUUCCGAAUUCACUGGAUAUUCAGGAAUGUCUAUCAGCACUCGCUCCUACCUGCCAGAAAAGCUUCAGAUUGUGAAACCACUAGAAGGUUCUGCCACUUUGCACCACUGGCAGCAGCUGGCUCAGCCUCACCUGGGCGGCAUCCUGGACCCGAGGCCUGGGGUUGUCACUAAGGGCUUCAGGACCUUGGACCUGGACCUGGAUGAAGUGUACUGCCUUAAUGACUAUGAGGAAGAUGAGACAGGUGACAUUUCUUACAAGGGCCUAACUACCUCGACGCCAGUUCAGCACACAGAGACCUCAGGUGAGAGGUCACAAGCACAAGUGACUGUUUCAGACAACAAGAAUAACCCCCGCCAAUCUCAGGCUUUCACAGAGGAGAUGCAGGAGUCCACGGCUGACGAUGAUGAGGGGUCUGUACCUCAUCCUGGGAAGUGCAUGUCACAAACCAACUCCACCUUCACCUUCACCACCUGCCGCAUUCUGCACCCCUCCGAUGAGCUCACACGAGUCACACCAAGCCUUAACCCAGCACCUACUCCAGCUGGUGGCAGCAUUGGCAAUUUGAAAGGCACGCCGGUGGCCACCCCCUGUACCCCACGGCGCCUGAGCUUGGCCGAAUCCUUCACUAACCUCCGGGAAUCCACGACAACAAUGAGCACGUCUCUGGGGCUGGUGUGGCUGCUGAAGGAAAGGGGCAUCUCGGCAGCAGUGUACAAUCCACAGAGCUGGGAUAGAGCCAGCAAGGGCACCCUCCUGAACACGUACCUCCCUAAGAUGGCCAUCAUUCCUUCCACCCCUCCAAACUCACCUAUGCAGACACCUUCUUCUUCCCCUCCAUCUUUUGAGUUCAAGUGCACCAGCCCACCUUAUGACAACUUCUUGGCUUCAAAGCCCGCUAGCUCAAUCUUGAAGGAGGUGAGGAAUAAAAAGAACAUCAGGAACAGUGAGAGUCAGACUGACGUGUCUGUUUCCAACCUUAAUCUUGUGGACAAAGUCAAGAGGUUUGGUAUUGCCAAAGUUGUGAGUUCAGGGCAAACGUCAGCUCCUCCUUUAACUGAUGACCAGGGACCUCUUCUCUGUGGGGCACAAGGACCAGUGAGGGCCUUUGUUCCUGGAGGCCUGGCACCAGAUGGUCUCCCAUUGGGCUGCCCUACCGUGACCAGUGCCAUCGGAGGCAUCCAGCUCAACACUGGCAUCCGCAGGAAUCGGAGCUUCCCCACCAUGGUGGGUUCCAGCAUGCAGAUGAAAGGCCCAACAUCUCUCACUUCGGGGAUCCUCAUGGGAACCAAGCUCCCGAAGCAAACUAGCUUAAGGUGA